Messenger RNA from Doryrhamphus excisus (bluestripe pipefish), 3859 nucleotides. It is a transcript of the gene slc25a1b, whose product is annotated as slc25a1 solute carrier family 25 member 1b. The record is from RefSeq and is a predicted model, not a curated record. Gene Ontology annotation, biological process: mitochondrial citrate transmembrane transport. NCBI's taxonomy places the organism in Eukaryota, Metazoa, Chordata, Actinopteri, Syngnathiformes, Syngnathidae. Gene Ontology annotation, molecular function: citrate secondary active transmembrane transporter activity. Gene Ontology annotation, cellular component: mitochondrion.
CCCGCUCGUGCGCGCGCACACACACACACACACACACACACACACACACACACCUGGUCCUCCAGCGUGACUUCGGUAGCCAGCGUGUUGUCCGUGUUCCAUUUCUGGUUGACGCUCAAACCCAACUCCUUCAUCUUGUAUUUAGUCUCCAGGCUGCCCGACGCCUUGCCUGUGUCCGUGUUGCUCGAGCCUGACGUGUUGAACUCCUGCACACGCACACAUAACACACUUUAAAUGUGACGACUAUCAGAAAAAUACAUGAAAACAACACAAAUACAUGAAACAUAAUGCCGGAAUAUUAUGUCGAAAAAGACGCAUGAACGUGAAGCAUGAAGACAACAGAAAAAGACGGCGAUGCAACGAGGACAAGUAAAAGUGAAAAUAAGAGCGAAAGCAAACGAGCAGGCGGUGAUGUGGCGAUGAUGGCGGCCUCACGCUCGUCUUACCAUCUACACCAGCGCCAGAUGUCCGCGGCAGCACGGAGGUCAAGGAAGGUCAAAAAGGGGGCAUUAAAGGGCGGGGGAAAGAGAGAUAGACACUCUCAGACAUUCAUGCCUCUGAAUCGCUGACUGACAGCAGGAGGUCAUUGACUCCUUGAUUGGUUGUUUAGCAGGUGGGCGGAGUCACUUAUUAGAAAAGAUGAAGCUAAGCCAAGAAGAAGAUGCUCACCACUCCACUCUGUGAUUUGGUCUUCAGGUCCAGCUUCACCAGUCCAAAGCCUGGAAGGGAGGGGGGUCAGAUGAAUAGUAGGAUAAUAUUUAACAUGAAAGUCGCUUCUUUCUGAGUUCUGCUUCCUGUUCGUCACGCUACGUCAACCUGACCGUGUAGAAUGAUUGACUCACCGUAGCCUUUGCUGAAAAUGUCCUUGGCAGCUUUGCCUAGGUCUGCGUAUGAGGGGGGGACAGCCAUGAUGCUGGACAACACAAACAGUCAGCCCCAAAACCGUUAGACUUCUUACACCGGAAGUACAAAUCCAGCUUGUAUCCAAAUACUGCUAAUAAUCAAAGGGGUCUAUGGUGUACUUUGAUUAAAGAUAUGUGGGUUCCUGUAAGUAUAACGGAUUCCACGUUAAGCCAAAUGCAUUGUCUACUUUGAACAAAUGCUUGAUGCAGCAUCUUUAGUUGUGGACAAAGGACACAAAGGGACAAAGGUAUGUGUGGGGGUGACAGCUGGGCUACACUAACAACCUAUCACGGUAGCGUACGUUAUUUUACAAUUAUCCACCUCCGGCAGGCGGGUAAAUAUGCUCUUUGUGGUGAGGAGAAGACGAUAAAAGCCGGGAUUAAACAAUGCAUGCAAGGCUAACCAUCAUUAUAUAAUGUCAGCUACCGUUAGCUAAAACCCUCGACAUGCUAGCUCACGGGGGGGGGCAACCUUGGACAGACAUGCUAUCAAAGUGACGUUAACGUUAUUAAUGAAUGCAAAACAGCAGAUGUCUUUGUGCCUAGGAAGACGUUAAAGCUUCUCACCGAUGCGAAGCAGCGUCUGCGGGGUCUGCAGUGAUGUUAGCGUGAUGCUGCUGAGAGGAUUGACAGCUAGUUUAUUUUAGCGCUGUCACCGAGCAGGCAGGACACAACCAAGGAGACUCAGUGCGCAUGCGCCACUGGCCUGUGCAGCAAGAGCGGAGAGUAACGGUACGUCAAGAGAUGAACCCUCCCAAACUCGUCACAAGUCUGGCCAACGUUUCCGGAAGUACUGCACAGGAAGUCAAGGCCGAUUGAGAGCUUGUUAGCCGGAUUCACUUUUUUGUAUUAUUAUUAACCGUAUUCAGCUACACAAUUGCAUGUAAUUGUAAACCCAAGGUAUGUAAUUAAUACUUUGAUAUGUACGCAAAGUAAGCUUUGCACAAGCUUACUAUAAGUAUAAUUGUUAUAUAUAAUUGCAACCUGUACAGUAUUUUUUGUAAAAUAAACUACUGUACAGGUUGCUGAGCUAGUCCUCCUUAAAUAUUUGUGUCAACGUUUUCAAAGGGGCGAGGAAUAGUGUGGGGCGGUGCCACGCCACGACACGCCCCGACCCGCAAGUACUCCACUCGACGUUAUCAGACUGAAACCUCUGCCGAGCCAACUUUUGACUGUCAAAAGUCCACAACGAGAGCGAUACGAGUCCAAUGGUCAGGAGCGGACGUCACAGUUUGGACCUCGCCUGGUGCACAAAGCUGCAGGACCGCAUGAAGCUUCAUCCAACCCCUGCGUACUGAGCACAGCAUCGAGGCCGGGGGGAACCGCAGUCAUGUCAGCAAACUCGAGCUUCGUCAACCCGUUCCACAGGACCCACAGCCUGGCGGCAGCCGCCCCUGCAGGCAAAGUCAAACUGACGCACCCCGGCAAGGCCAUCCUGGCAGGCGGGAUCGCAGGCGGCAUCGAGAUCUGCAUCACCUUCCCCACCGAGUAUGUGAAAACACAACUGCAGCUGGAUGAGAAGGCCAACCCCCCCAAGUACAAAGGCAUCGGCGACUGCGUGAAGCAGACAGUCAACAGUCAUGGCGUGAGAGGUCUUUAUCGAGGACUCAGCUCGCUGCUCUACGGCUCCAUUCCCAAAGCGGCCGUCAGAUUUGGAGUGUUUGAGUUCCUGAGCAAUAAGAUGCGCGACGAGAGCGGGAAACUUGACAGCAAGCGCGGAUUCCUGUGUGGCCUCGGCGCCGGCGUGGCCGAGGCGGUGGUGGUCGUGUGUCCCAUGGAGACGGUCAAGGUCAAAUUCAUCCAUGAUCAGACGUCAGCAAACCCCAAAUACAGAGGUUUCUUCCAUGGCGUGCGGGAGAUCAUCAGAUCUGAAGGACUCAGAGGAACCUACCAGGGUCUGACGGCCACCGUGUUGAAGCAAGGAUCCAACCAGGCCAUCCGCUUUUACGUGAUGACCUCGCUCAGGAACUGGUACAAAGGUGACGACCCCAACAAAGCCAUUAACCCUUUGGUAACUGGGCUGUUUGGUGCGGUGGCCGGCGCUACCAGCGUGUUUGGGAACACUCCGCUGGACGUCAUCAAAACUAGAAUGCAGGGUCUGGAAGCACACAAGUACAAAAGCACACUGGACUGCGCCGUCAAGAUCAUGAAGCACGAGGGACCAAUGGCGUUCUACAAGGGUACCGUGCCCCGUCUGGGUCGGGUGUGCAUGGACGUGGCCAUCGUCUUCAUCAUCUACGAGGAAGUGGUCAAGGUCCUCAACAUGGUCUGGAAGACGGACUGAAAUUCGCCGUCCCAGACUGGAUGGCUUCUGAUUUUAUUUCAGCUCCAUCAAGCAGAAGCACUAUAUUCUCCACGAUAGCGGGCUCACGUGAGAGGAAGGGAAGCACUCUCCUUAAUGUGUUCUGGAACAAUAACUCAUUCAAUCUUGACAACAAAAUACUUGAAGAUGAGGACCAAAUGUUUUACAGCCUUCUACCGAUCCGUUAUACAAUUAUCAUGACUUCACUUUUACCUUAAGGAUACCUUGCCAUGGUACUCCGACAUAUUGUUUUUAUGCUACCUAUUUUAUGCUGACAUGCUGAAAUAUGCUAAGCUAAGACAUGUUCUAAAAAGUGCCUAUGUAUGUUUUUUAGUGGGUUAUUUGGGAUAAGGAUUGUGUAAUUACUUUUUGUUCUUUUAAGGGUGACUUUAAAUAUAUAUAUAAACAGUAUAUUCCAUUAACAGUGCCUUCUAUGUCAUUCCACAAAAGAUGAUGCUUUGAGAUUUAUAUUAGACUAACUAUAUGAUUUUUUUCUUUUAAGAGAGUGAAUAUGCAAUGUGCCAUGCCAGAGGCUGAAAUACGACAUGCGAGAUAUUCAGUGUUUACUUGAUGCCCUCAGCAUUUAUGUUAUAACAGAUUAUUGUGUUCCCUCAUGUGCCUUCACGGUAACCGAUUCUAAUGUGAAAGUAAACAU